AGUGUCUCUGACAUCCUGGAGGACAUCCGAGCGGUGAGAGCUAUAGAAAGCACCGUACAGCAUGAAACAUUGAACUACCUGGGAGUUGUGGAUUGCGUUGCUCGCUACAGGGGUGUACUAUGUGUUAUUGACUGGAAAACUUCAGAUAAACCCAAACCGUUCCUAAGCAACACGUACGAUAACCCUCUUCAAGUGGCGGCCUAUGCUGGGGCUUUGAACAGUGAUGCCAACUACAAGUACCAGGUUGAAAAUGGACUCAUUGUUGUGGCAUACAAGGAUGGCUCUCCUGCCCAUGCUCACCAGCUCAACUCAGAGCUGAUGUUGGAGUUCUGGAAAACAUGGCUGCUACGACUCGAAGAAUUCACAGAACAAAGAUCCAGUUGUGCAUCAAGUGCAGAAAAGAGAUAGGCUGUAGAGAC
Messenger RNA from Neolamprologus brichardi, 419 nucleotides. The record is from RefSeq and is a predicted model, not a curated record. NCBI's taxonomy places the organism in Eukaryota, Metazoa, Chordata, Actinopteri, Cichliformes, Cichlidae.